AUGUCUAAAUUUAUAAAUGGUUAUAGGAUUUUUUUCCGAGUCACAAUCUUCUCUAUUUCUUCGUCUCAAAAUUCUAUUGAUUCUUCUUUCCUUCUUUUAAGACUCACUAUCUAUCUAUCUAUCUAUCUAUCUAUCUAUCUAUCUAUCUAUCUAAUGAGAGCUCAAUAUAAGAAUAGAUCAAAUAUAAGUUCACAUUUUCUAUCUAUCUAUCUAUCUAUCUAUCUAUCUAUCUAUCUAUCUAUGUUCUACCCUUUUUCUAGACUUUAUUCUUUAUCAUUUCCCCGUUAUCAAAUCACUCAUUCAUCCAUUCCUACAUAUUUUUACUGCUUAUACACUAAUUUGUACCUAUUUAACGCAACUCUCCGCAUUAUCAACAUCACAGAUGUUUCUCUCUCUCUCUCUCAUUCUAUCUAUCUAUCUAUCUAUCUAUCUAUCUAUCUAUCUAUCUCAUCCUAUUCAUUGUCUAUCUAUAUUAUCUUCAUCAUCAUCAUCUCUCUCUCUCUCUCUCUCUCUCUCUCUAUCUAUCUAUCUAUCUAUCUAUCUAUGUCACUCUUCAUAUCUAUGUCCUUACAUAUCUAUCUAUCUAUCUAUCUAUCUAUCUAUCUAUCUAUCUAUCUAUCUAUCUAUCUAUAUCUAUGUCACUCUUAUUUAUAUCUCUUUUUAUCUUCAUAUAUAUCUAGCUAUCUAUGUCAUUCUUCAUAUCUGUCUGUCUGUCACUCUUCAUAUCUAUCUAUCUAUUUUAUCUAUCUAUCGUAUUUCUAUCUAUCUAUGAUGCUCUCGUAUUUCCUUGAUGCUCUCGUUUACAACAUGCCUGAUGGUGUUCAUUGGCACUUUUAG
Acanthosepion pharaonis is the source of this 837-nucleotide messenger RNA. Lineage: Eukaryota; Metazoa; Mollusca; Cephalopoda; Sepiida; Sepiidae. The record is from the annotation of a GenBank genome assembly.